Messenger RNA from Sturnus vulgaris (Common starling), 2109 nucleotides. The record is from RefSeq and is a predicted model, not a curated record. Lineage: Eukaryota; Metazoa; Chordata; Aves; Passeriformes; Sturnidae.
AUGGGAGAUGUGGUCUCCACGCACCUGGACGAGGGUCGCCGCCAGCACAUCGCGGAGAAGACGGGGAAGGUGCUGGGGGAGUUCUGCCGGUGCUACAAGGAGCAGUUUGGAGUAGCUCUCUUCAACAGCGUGCGCUAUGAGAUCGAGGGCACGGGGGGCCCGCAGGCACAGCUGCUGCACCGCAAGGUUCCACUGGAGGACCACGUCAUCUACUCAGGCAACAUCUUCCAGUACAUCGAGGAGAACAAGAAGUGGAGGAACCGUUUCUGCGUGGUGCCACACAACUAUGGGCUGGUCCUCUACGAGAACAAACUGGCCUAUGAGCGGGAGCUGCCACCCCGGGUGCUGGUCAACAGCGCUGGCUACAAGAUCCUCACCUCCGUGGAGCAGUACCUGGAGCUGGUCAACAACAGCCUGCCUGGUGUGACCCCGAAAUCGGGGCACUCUCCCAUCCUGAAGUGCCCCACGGAUUUCCCACUGAUCCUGUGGCACCCCUAUGCCCGGCACUAUUAUUUCUGUGUGAUGACGGGCAAGGAGCAGGACAAGUGGCGGGCGGUGUUCCAGGACUGCGUGCGGCACUGCAACAACGGGAUCUCCGAGGACUCCAAGGUGGAGGCUCCAGCCUUCACGGACGCCAUCCGCAUGUACCGGCAGUCCAAGGAGCAGUACGGCACCUGGGACAUGCUCUGCGGCAACGAGACCCAGGUCCUGAGCAACCUGGUGAUGGAGGAGCUGCUGCCCGAGCUGAGGAGCACCAUCGGGCCCCGGCUGAAGGGCAAAGCCCCGGAGCGCCAGCGGACCUGGAUCCAGGUGUCAGAUGCUGUCUAUAGGAUGGUCUAUGAGCUGGCCAAGGCCCAGUAUGAUGCAGCAGUGGCCAGGUGUGAGCAGGAGCGGCCGCAGCUGGAGAGCACCAUCCGCACGGACAUGGACCAGAUCAUCACCUCCAAGGAGCACCUGGCCAGCAAGAUCCGAGCCUUUGUCCUGCCCAAGGCAGAGGUCUGUGUCCGUAACCACGUCCAGCCCUACAUCUCCUCCAUCCUGGAGGCCCUGAUGACCCCCACGAGCCAGGGCUUUGCCGAGGUGAGGGAGGUGUUCUUCAAGGAGGUCACUGACAUGAACAUGAACGUCGUCAACGAGGGCGGCCUGGAGAAGCUGGUGGAGUACAUGGAGAAGCUCUCCCACCUGGCCUUCCACCCCGUGAAGAUGCAGUCGUGCUAUGAGAAGAUGGACCAGCUGAAACUGGAGGGUCUGCAGCAGCGAUUCGAUGUCUCCAGCACGUCUGUCUUCAAGCAGAGGGCCCAGAUCCACAUGAGACAGCAAAUGGACGAUGCUGUGUACACCUUCGAGACACUGCUGCACCAGGAGCUGGGCAAGCUGCAGGGCAAGGACGACCUGUGCAAAUCCAUCCAGCGCAUCCUCGAGAGGGUGCUCAAGAAAUUUGACUAUGACAGCAGCACUGUGAGGAAGAAGUUCUUCAGAGAGGCCCUGCUGCAAAUCACCAUCCCCUUCCUGCUGAAAAAGCUGGCACCCACCUGCAAGGGGGAAUUAGCCAAGUUUCAGGAGCUGAUCUUUGAGGACUUUGCCAGCUUCAUCCUGGUGGAGAACACCUACGAGGAGGUGGUGCUGCAGUCAGUGAUGAAAGACAUCAUGCAAGCUGUGAAGGAGGCGGCCGUGCAGCGGAAGCACAACCUGUACAGGGACAGCAUGGUGAUGCACAACAGCGAUCCCAACCUGCACCUGCUGGGCGAGGGGCUGGCCAUCGACUGGAGCGAGGAGUACAGCGGGCAGCCCGAGGCCGAGCGGCGCCGCAGGGCCAAGCAGGUGGUGUCGGUCAUCCAGGACGACGAGGGGGCCCUGCCCUACGGGGCCGAGGCACUGCUGCAGCCCGGCUCCCCCGAGGCACGGCAGCCAGAGGAGGCACAGCCCGGGCUGCCCCCCAGCCCCGGGGAUGCGGUGAAGGAGAUCCGGGAGGCGCUGGCACAGGAGAGCCUCGGGGAUGGCGCAGCACAGGAGCGGCUGAUGAACGGCACCGACAGCGGUGGUGCCAGCGAGGAGGGGGCGCUGCUGCCCGGGGCUGCCCAAGGGGAUGGCACACACACCUGCAGCUGA